Dicrocoelium dendriticum is the source of this 531-nucleotide messenger RNA. The record is from the annotation of a GenBank genome assembly. NCBI's taxonomy places the organism in Eukaryota, Metazoa, Platyhelminthes, Trematoda, Plagiorchiida, Dicrocoeliidae.
AUGACUAAUUGGGAUCCCUUGGAUGAGGACGGCGAAUGCUCGACCAGCAAAGAUAAGAAGGAUGCUCAGUACAUCUGUGAUAAGCUAGACAUUCCGUUUUACGAUUUAACUUUUGUUCGCGAAUACUGGCUGUAUGUUUUCCAACCACUUUUGAAGUACUAUGAGUACGGUUGGACUCCUAAUCCAGACGUAUUGUGCAAUCGUUUCAUAAAGUUCAAUUUUUUCGCCAACAAAGUCUUGCGAAAUCUUCAGCAGGAGGAUGAUCCCUCGCAAAGCUCUAAACAACGGUGUUCAUUGCAGGUGGAUGCAAUUGCAACGGGUCAUUAUUGCCAAAAUUCGUUCGGAAACUAUUUGCAAAAGCGCUCCUCAGAAAGACCUUUUUUAAUGCGCAGCGCCGACCCCGUAAAGGACCAGACAUUUUGGCUAUCAACACACCAUGGGCUAUACUUCGGUAUUUUACUCCAACCAGAUUACCACGCCAACUUUGCAUUGUUUAAACUAACCUCUACUGAAUUAUACUGUUCUCAAUAA